GCAACAGCAGCAGCCGCCGCCGGUCCCCGGUCUCCACACCAAACCCGUCCGUGCGGGAAACGGCGGCGCCUGGGCUGCAGUUCCGCCGCGUUGCCUGGAGACCGAGGGAGGCAGGAGGCGAUGGCGGAAUACUGAACUGGACUACUUGGAUAGUGUUUGAAGAAGCUGCACGUGUCUUGUCCCUGCAUGUGCCUUGUGUAACAGAAGGGAGCUGCAGACUUUGGCAGGAAGCAGGAUGUGCCAGACUGUGACCUGGUAAUUCUCUCAGCACAAUCCAUGGGAUGUGUGUACAAAAGGUCAGAUUUUUGCUUUGCACAACUCUAUAGAUUUGGACGAGCUGUGACAUCUGAGGCAAGGCGAAGAUGAUGCAGAGUGACAGUGUACCCAGCGAUGCUGUGGGGCGACGGAUCGCCUGUCGGGAUGAAUGUGGCACUGUGCGCUUUGUGGGAAAGGUCACAUCAGCACCAGAAAUUUGGCUGGGUGUGGAAUGGGACAAUCCCGAGCGAGGAAAGCACAACGGAACUCAUGAAGGGGUGCAUUAUUUCCAGUGCAGUCAUCCCACAGGAGGAUCGUUCAUUCGUCCCCAAAAGGCAAGCUUCGGAGUUGAUUUCCUCCUGGCAUUGAAGGACCGCUACGGGCAGGAGGGAAAUCAGGGAAUACAGGAUUGCCGAGGCAAUCCUCUCCGCUGGUGCCAGAAACCCAUCGAAUUUUUGGGAAGCCGAGAUGCAGAAGUUAAACAAAGGUGGUUUGAUGCAUUGUUGGUUGUUUCAGUCAGAGAGUGCCAUGUGAGCCAUGUCAUAGAAGAGGACCAAAUCUCCAAUGUCUGUCCCAAUAUUGUAGAGCUGGAUUUGUCCAAGAACCUGUUUGCAUCUUGGGAAAACGUAGCACAAAUUACUCGACACUUAAGGAACCUGGAACAUCUUGACCUCAGUCAAAACAAGUUGUUGCUCCUUUCUAAUCCAGUCUCACUGUCUGAUGCUUUUGCCAACCUGAAGGCCUUGGCCAUUCAAUACAACGGACUGACGUGGGCCCAGGUUCUGGAAUGUGCCCCAAUGUGGCCUGUGCUUGAAAGAGCCCACCUAGCAUCUAACGCCAUUUCGGUAUUGGAAAGGCCUGUCGGGGUUCUGCAGAACUUGAUAUUACUGGACCUCAGCUCCAAUCUGCUGGCAGGUGCAGAUCAACUGGUACACAUUGCGUAUUUGCCAAGGUUGGAACAACUCAUAUUGUCAAAUACUGGGUUAACUUCAUUGUAUUUUGAAGAUAUUCAACCAGAUGGUAAAACUGCAAUGUUUCCCAAAUUAACAUUCCUGGCUAUCGACAAGAACCGAAUAUCAGAGUUUUCAACGGUGAACGAAUUAAACAAGUUACAGAACUUGGAACAACUGAAAUUUAAUGACAAUGCAAUAGUGGAAAGUGAGAAGAAUGCAAAGACAGUGCGGCAGCUUAUCAUCGCAAAGCUAGGAGGCCUGAAAGUAUUAAACAGGACAGAAAUUUCAACUGACGAGAGAAAGGGAGCAGAACUAGACUAUCGCAAGAAGUUUGGGAAGGACUGGCUCAAGGCUGGAGGGAGUCGUGAUCCUGCAAACAACACACCUGAUAAGGAAUUCUGUGCCGAACAUCCCAGAUAUCAAGUACUCCUAGAGAUGUAUGGCGUUCCUGAAGAGGCUGAGAUGGAGCAACAGAAGUUGUUUGCCCUGAAGGAUCAGCUGUUGGUUUUAUCUAUUAAAUGUCCAGAUAAUCCAGAUCAGAAGUUAUUGGAGAAGAAACUACCAGAGUCAAUGACCAUUCAGAAAGUGAGGGGGCUGCUUCAUCGACUGCUGAGAGUUCCAGAUGCUGAACUAAAAUUAACUUACGUCAGUUCAAAGAUGGACAUGGAGAUAGACAUGGAUAAUGAUCUGAAGUCUCUUUCAUAUUACUCAGUAGAGAGUGGAGAUUGUAUAUUAGUGCGAUGGUAGAUGUGUACCUAUAUAUUAAGGAAUGGAAGAACAUUCAGCGCUUAAGGGAAGAUAUUUUGCAGCAUUGAUCCAGCACCCUAUUGCAGAUGCACGUGAUCUUGUGAUACAUACAUCUUUGGGAUCAGUUCCUGUCACGUGCUGUCAAGCAGCAGUUUCUGAGUGUGCUGAUUUUAAAGCCAUAGAAUGUGAUGCGAAUGUUACUGAGCUUUCUAUGUGAUUUGCACCUGCAACUUAACUCUGAGCUUUCCAUUGAAUUGUUUCUGGUUUUAAAAAAAGGAACACGGUGCAGAGCUGAAGGUGCGGUUCUAAAAUAACAUCAUCUGUUUUCCCAUAGUUGUAACUAUCAUCUCUAAAUGUUGCAAACAUUGAGUGGUUAUGUUUACUCUUUGCAUCCUGUGGUUCUGAACCCAGAAUAAUUUGAACUGAGCUGAAAGGUUCACUGUUAACUGUCUUUUGGUGGUUUAGGCAUUUAGGCAAUGUUACUGCAUUGGACACUUGAUUCAGUUACUGAACAAACAUUUUAACUUCUAGUAAUAAGUGAGUCUGGAUGAUUCUUGCCUGAACUUUGCGGUUGAACAUGCAAUGAUUCUAUACCUUCCUGGGGAGGGACAUUAUAAGUCCUGCAUUGAAUGAUUGAGUGGAGCAUUGUCAGAAAGUUUUAGUUAGGAAGCACUUGCUAACAUACACCAUGAGGUCAACGUUAUUUCCAUCAAGAAUUUCAAGUAGGUGUUAAUCCUUUAAGUGAGAGUGUUGUUCAAGCUUGGCCCCACAACAUCUUUAACAGUAUUGAGCAGAUCUUUGGUAUUGAGUAUCACAAAAGGCUGACAAUCUCCACAGUAUAGUGCUGUCAGAUAGGCAAGUGAAGAGUAAUAAAUAACACAAAGUUAAACCUCAAGGUUUUAUCACAGUGUAAUCCGUGCUGUAACAAUAUCCUCUUCCUAUUUAAUUUCUAUAUCUUUAUGUGAAAGGUGUUCAAUUUACUUAAGAGUGAUGGGAUCUAAAACAGAAUUGUGAUGAAGGGGUAGAUCAGAAACAUUACCUCUUCUCUUUAUAAAUUCAGUCCCUCUCUUUUAUUGUCCACUCAGGUUUAAAAAAUCUUGAACUACCUGUCUUUUUUUUCUUCUUGUAAGACUCAGCAAAAUUCCCAGAGACUCGUACAUCUUUAGGAUGUUGCAUGGCAAGUAUUGUGGGUUCUAAGAGUUCUGAUUACUUUUGACAUUGAAAAGCACUGUAGAAGAAACUAAUACAAAAUCCAUUCCUCUCGCUCUAAAUAAAAGUUUUUUGCUUCAA
Molecule: messenger RNA, 3245 nt
Organism: Leucoraja erinaceus (little skate)
Lineage: Eukaryota; Metazoa; Chordata; Chondrichthyes; Rajiformes; Rajidae
Gene: tbce
Product: tubulin folding cofactor E
Exons: 17
Coding region: 363-1955 (530 amino acids)
Cellular component (GO): cytoplasm
Molecular function (GO): protein binding
Source: RefSeq, a predicted model, not a curated record